UAUAAAAACUACAACUUUCUUUAUUCAUAAUAACUAAUAUCAAAGUAGAGUGUUAUGACUUUAACCGAAAUGGAACCAAUGAAGAUUCACCUCGAUGCCUUGGAAAUGGCUGGAAAAAUGGUGGAUAAGCACAUCAUCGCCGACAGUAAUUUUCCUUCGUUGAUCAAUCUUAUGCGAUAUAAUUUGCAAGGUGGUCCAACCGUCAGUGGACUCGAUGUUUACGAUUAUCCAAAUUUAAAUGGGGCAUCGAUGAGCUUAAUUAACAUUAAUCAAAUGAGAACUCACAGCAAAAUACCAUUACCAUCUGAAGUUAUGGAACAUUUUGGUCAUAUGCAGUGUCAUUGUAUGAUGGGACUAUUCACAGAUAUUUCUAAAGCAUGGCUAACAAUAGAUAGCGAUAUUUAUGUUUGGUCGUACGAAAACGAAUCUGAUGUUGCAUAUUUUGAUGGCUUGAAUGAAACAAUAAUCAGCGUGGGACUUGUUAAACCGAAGAGCGGGAUUUUUCAGAGCUACGUUAAGUACUUGCUUGUUUUGACAACAACGGUAGAAAUUACAGUUCUGGGCGUUACACUCACGGAUAACGAAGAUGGGACCCAAGGUGAAAUGCAACUGGUACCCGAGCCCAUUUUUACUGUAACCACCGAUGGAAUCGCCAUAACGACAAUUGCUAAUACAAAUAGUGGAAGAAUAUUUCUUGGUGGAAGGAAUGGUUCGUUGUACGAAAUAUAUUAUCAGGCGGAAAGCAGCUGGUUUGGAAAACGUUGUAAAAAAGUGAAUCAUUCGGAAGGUCCAUUUUCAUUUCUCAUACCGUCGUUCGUCUCGGUUGCUCUUUCCGAAGAAGAAGCCAUAGUACAAAUUUCAGUCGAUGACUCUCGUAAUAUACUUUAUACCUUAGGUGACAAAGGAACAAUAACCGUAUGGAAUAUCGAUAGCGGAGGAGCAUCUAAAGCUACAUCGAUGUCUCAGGCUUCCUUAGUACAAAACUCGGUUCACGUUGUAAAAACCUUAGAUAGUAAUAACUUCAGACCCCUUGUCAGUAUUUCAGCUAUCAAUGAGUCAGAAUCACUGCAUUUGAAUUUAGUCGCUGUUGCAGCAACGGGCACAAGAUUUUAUUUUAGUUGUACGUCUGCGUCAAACCCUAUGGGAAGACCACAAUGUUUACAACUUAUUCAUGUUAGAUUGCCACCUGGUUACGCAGCUAAUGCACCCGUUAUGAGACCACGAAAAGUUCAAAUGGCUCACUACAGAAAAGGAACGCUCAUUUUAAUAUGCGGCGGUGACACUGAGAGCGCAUGGUGUUUAAGCAAUGACGCCUAUCCUUUUUCAAAUUAUCUCGCCGAGACGCAAAGUAUCCUACCGCUCGAUAGUCCAGUGUGGGCAUUGGCUGAGAUUCCUGGCGAAUCUGCCAUUCAAAUAGAAAAACAAUGCGGAGCGCAAGGCGAUCCUCCACUCUUGGUUCGCCAGCAUAUGGAACCUCCUCGUAAAUUCAUCUUUCUCACCGCGCAAGGUGCCAUAGUACUUGUUCAGGUUCGUCCCGUUGAUAUUUUACGACAACUUCUUCUCGAACAACGGGGUCCCGAUACCGAAGCCGUUAGAGCUUAUUUUCAAACGCAAUCACCAGAACAAGCUUGUGCGACAUGCCUUAUUCUUGCCACGCUAGAAAGUUCACAAAAUGCCCAAAUUGCCGAAUGGGCAACAAGAGCUUUCUUCUUAUACGGCGGACAAAAAAUCGCGGCUCUUCAAUCAGUUGACCCGCACGCUUCCUUUCCAAAUAUCACCACAGAUCUGCGCACUUCAACGCCGCGGAUGCAGUUCCUGGACGCGCGCUCGCAACUGCUGCGCACACCCCAGCAGCCACAAACCGGUCCAAACGCCGACAUAGCUCUGCAGCAAUUCUCGGCUAAGCACGGCGGCCUCUACCUCUACAUCGGCAGAAUAUUGCGGCCGAUCUGGAAUAUCCGCUGCAUCAAGCAGGAAAGCGCGAGCAACAAGAUUCACAUACUGAGUACCGUCAAUGCGACGCAGGUCGGAUGGAUCCUCGGUCACUUGCAAGCUCUUCGAUCCUUCCUUAACAAAAAUACUCACAUCGCUAAGCCGCAUAGUACGGUGAGGAGUAUCACGGAUGGCUUUGAUAGUACGAUAGCAAAUAAUUUUCAAGAGCCAAUAGUGGAAGAAAGAAAUUCUUUGGAUGCUUUAAAAAUCUUUAUUACCCACGCAUGUGAAAUUCUUGGAUUGUGGAAAGUACUUUGCGAGAAUCAACUUCACAAUAUCGUCAGCUGCUUGUCCAAGGAUCAAGUGAAUCAAUUUUCAACCGCAACAUUCAGAGAUCUCAUCUUAAUUGGCCACGAAAUCUCUUCCCUCUUGAUAAUUAAUUUGAUCGACAGUUAUUUGGGCGACAAUGCCUCGGUCGACUCGGUCAGUGCGAAACUGCGUGAAAUUUGUCCAAAUUUGUAUCGUAGCGAAGACGCCGUUUGUUCGAAAGCAAAUGAAAUCAUCUUAAAAGCGAAGAGCUGCACAAAUUUUGAGGAAAAAGAGUCCUUCCUUCAGUCGGCCUUAAAGUUGUGUAAAGAGGUUGCCCCGAGGCUGAAUGUCGCUGCGGUUUGUCAACAGUUCGUCGCCUGUCAUUUUUAUCAAGGAGUAUUGGAAUUGUGCCUCUGCUGUGCAGAAAAUGUCGAUCCCAAUAAUGCAGCCUUUCAUUUUUAUAAGAAUAACGAGCCCGUGGAGGAUCAAGAGGGAAAUUUUGCAUAUUUAAAGAGAUUAGAGAUUUACAAGGAAUUCACAACAAUGCUCGAUUACAUCUACAAUCAAAGUAUAUCAAAUUCGAUGGCUGUCGUUGCUUCGGCAAAGGAAACGAUGCAUGAAAUUAUCGAAGAGGCAUUACAUUCUUCGUGCGAAACUCUUCAUACAGCGGUAUACGCUUGGAUGAUUGAAAAGUCUCUUCAUGGUGAAUUGGUUGCCCUUGCUACGCCUUCGUUAGAAAUGUAUCUCAUUCGUGUAAAUGCGCCAGAAUUACUUUGGCAGUUUUAUGAACGAAACAAGAAUCACGCAGCGGCGGCUAAAAUUCUUUAUGCUCUUGCGGCGAAAGUUGGAACUGACGUUUCCCUGCCACAACGAGUCGAGUAUUUGGCACGAGCAGUAGUAUGCAUGCGUAGUGACGAAGCUGGUUACGCACCACACUUAGGAGUCUUCUUGAGAGAGCUUGAAGAUAAAGUGGAAGUCGCCCGUAUACAACAACAGAUUUUAGAUACUAUUUGCAAUCAGCAAGCACAUUUUGACUCUUUGACCGUAGGAGAUGCAAAAUUGAGGUUAAACUCUACUUUGCUAGACAUUACUCAGCUUUAUGAAGAGUAUGCGGAACCGUUACAAUUAUGGGAAUGUAAAUUAGCAAUAAUUCAUUGUUCCGGACAUCAAGACGUAAUGUUAAUUCAAGGAAUUUGGAAAAACAUAAUUGAAAUUGAGUUAAAGGAUGAGUCGAUACCCUCGGAGGAUAAAAUAGCUAUUGUUACGAGUAAAAUAAAACUCCUCGGUCAAGAAUAUUGUGGAACGCCGCAUUGCUUCCCAAUAGAUUUUCUAAUUAAAGAAUUAGAAGUAAGAGCUUGUAGAUUGAAAAUAUCAAAUAAUCACAUAAUAACGUGCUUCUUACAACUUAGUAUACCAAUGGAAGAACUCCUCGAUUACUAUGACAAGUUGAUUGGAGGAAAUAAUCGAAUAUGGCUUAACGAGGGAAACGAAUUUCAUUUGAUCGAAUCAACUGCUAAUCUAGUGAAUUAUUUUAUCACAAAUUCAAACAUUACAAAUACUUUUAUAAGAAGGAAAAUAAUAACGAGAUGCCAAGAUGUAAUUUCAAAAUGCUUGACAACAUUGUUCAGUAAACCAAAUGGUAAUGAACUAAUUACAAAACUUCGAUCAAUUCAAAGUGUCUUAAAUCGACUGUAAAAUAUAGAAUAUUUUUCUAUUAUACAAGUUACAAAAAUAAAUAUGAAACCCGACAAUUCAUUAGUUGUCUAGUUGUGUACAAAUUUAAUGAUAAUCAGUAAGCUGAUAAAUAAUUAUGAAUUAAAAUAAAUGUAUUAACUGUAAGACUUCAAAAGUUUCCUUCGUAUUGAACUUAUACAAGAUUUUACAAAAAUUAGUUUAUAAAUAAUUAUUUUAAUAUGAAUAACAUAAUAAAGUUUUUAUU
Messenger RNA from Ceratosolen solmsi marchali, 4180 nucleotides. It is a transcript of the gene Nup154, whose product is annotated as nuclear pore complex protein Nup154. Gene Ontology annotation, molecular function: structural constituent of nuclear pore; protein binding. The transcript has 23 exons. Gene Ontology annotation, cellular component: nuclear pore inner ring; nuclear pore. Bases 55 to 3936 code for a protein of 1293 amino acids. Gene Ontology annotation, biological process: protein import into nucleus; transcription-dependent tethering of RNA polymerase II gene DNA at nuclear periphery; RNA export from nucleus. The record is from RefSeq and is a predicted model, not a curated record. NCBI's taxonomy places the organism in Eukaryota, Metazoa, Arthropoda, Insecta, Hymenoptera, Agaonidae.